Messenger RNA from Papaver somniferum (opium poppy), 726 nucleotides. Its product is annotated as agamous-like MADS-box protein AGL62. NCBI's taxonomy places the organism in Eukaryota, Viridiplantae, Streptophyta, Magnoliopsida, Ranunculales, Papaveraceae. The transcript has a single exon. The record is from RefSeq and is a predicted model, not a curated record. Gene Ontology annotation, biological process: positive regulation of transcription by RNA polymerase II. Bases 1 to 726 code for a protein of 241 amino acids. Gene Ontology annotation, molecular function: DNA-binding transcription factor activity, RNA polymerase II-specific; RNA polymerase II cis-regulatory region sequence-specific DNA binding; protein dimerization activity.
AUGGCGAAGCCUAUCAAUGAAAGAAAAAAAAGUUGCGGUCGCAAGAAGAUAGAAAUCAAGAAGAUUGAUAACAAAGCGAAUCGACAGGUUACGUUCUCGAAACGUCGAACCGGGCUGUUCACCAAAGCAAGUGAGUUAUGUGUUUUAUGUGGUGCAGAAAUCGCACUGAUAGUUUUUUCUCCUGCAAGAAAAGCUUUCGUUUUUGGACAUCCAGACCCAAGGUACGUACUCAACAGGUUUUUAACCGGUCAGGAAGAUGGCGCUGUGACUCAGUUUUAUAACGAAAGACUGGUUCCGUACCAACAACAGGGCAUGGAAGCUGCUAAGCAGUCGGAUUUUGAGAAAAAGAAAGGCAUUGCGGUGGAGAAGUUGCGAAAUCUUAAUGCGGAUGGGUUUUGGUGGGAUGCACCAAUGGAUGGUUUGAGUUUGAAGGAACUGGAACUGAUGAAAAGUGCUAUGGAGGAUUUGCAGGCAGCUCUGCUUAAGAGACUUAAUGAGAUGAUGCUUAAUGAGAUGGCGAGUAAGGAAGAUUCUUCGUUGUCGUCCAUGCUUGUUCCGUACACAGGUGAGAAUGAUACAUUCGUCAAUUCUUCUGAUCAAGCAUCGACCACGGGUUUGGAUGCGGAUACGUUUGGUUUCAAUGAUGCAUUCCUCAAUACUAGUCAAACAUCACCCUCGAGUCCGGGAAAAUCAUACGAUAUAUCUGGACUUUUCAAGGAUUUUUAA